ACUUUUAAAAAGUACAUUUGUUAAAGUCAAUAUUAAAAGUAAUAAUAUACACGACAUGAAAUGUGAAAUAAAAACAAAGAUUUGCAGAUGCAUUUUACAUGAAAGUCACAGCCUGAGUGUUUAAGAGCAACUAAAGAGAAAAUGUUGCAGAAAGAAGUCUUUGAGGGACAGACGCGCAUGCGCAACGGAGACGCCCCGCCUACAUUUUCAAAUGUUUGAAGAGUUGAAGCGGCUCGUCUCCCACUACAGCAGGGGAGGGGGUGAGGCUCUUCCCAUCAUGCACUCCCCGACCAUCAGCGGGAAACCAAAAUGGCGAAUACGCGGGGGGGAAGCGACCAGUUUGUUGUUUUCUGAAGAGGCGCUGGAAGUUAUCGGGAAGCCGUCGUGAAGGACGUUGCUGUGCUCGUGGGAGGGGGCAAUCGCCGCCGUCCGCUCAUUUUGCUGCAGGAGUUGUUGGUUGAAGCGCAGGGGCCGAAUGAGAGACUCGGGAGUCGCUGAUCACCUGUUGGUCCAGCACACAUCUCACCUCCAUCGGCAGGGAGCUCCUCUGCUACCCAGCAGCCUCUCUGUUAGAGAGGAGUAUGGAGAGGAAGGCAUGUCUGCCCGGUUCAGAGAGGGACAGGACGUGUUGGCCCGCUGGUCAGACGGCCUGUUUUACUUGGGAACCAUCACAAAGAUAGAUGAGGAGAAACAGCGCUGCUUCAUAGUUUUUGAAGAUCAGUCAAAAUCCUGGGUUUUCUGGAAGGAUAUUCAAACGGGAGAUGAAGAUGAUGAAGACGAGGAGGACGAGGACAUUGUGUGCUCUAUAUGUCAGGAGGAAGUGUCCGAGGAACCCAAUGAGAUUGUCAUUUGUGACAAUUGUGGACAAGGAUACCACCAGCUGUGUCACGACCCCGUCAUCGACGCUGCAGUCAUCGACUCUGAUGACGAGUGGCUCUGCUCGGACUGUGAACAUGCAUCUCUAUCGAAGAAGAGGAGUUCACUCAAGAGGAGGGCGUCGGCCACGAAGCACGACGCCGAAGCACAGCAGCACACGGAGCUGCAGCUCUCCUUCCCCUACGCCCUGGACAAGCUGGUGUGGGACCAGGGCCACAAGACUAACCUCCAGCAGUGUUACUGCUACUGCGGCGAUCCGGGAGACUGGUACCUGAAGAUGCUGCAGUGCAAACAGUGUCAGCAGUGGUUCCAUGAAGCCUGUCUCCAUUGUUUACCUAUGCCCAUGCUCUACGGUGACAGGUUUUAUUUGUUCAUCUGUUCAGUCUGCAACGGUGGACCAGAGUUUGUGAGCCGGCUGCCGCUCAGCUGGAAGGAUGUGGCUCACCUGAGUUUGUACAACAUGAGUGUGAUUCACAAGAAGAAGUACUUUGACUCUGAAAAUCACUUGUUGGAGUACAUCAACGACAACUGGGAGCUGCUGCAGCCGGGAGAGCUCGCCGAUACGCCGAUCGCCGAACGCUGUGAGAAUGUUCUGAAGGCUUUAAACAGCAACAGCUGCAUAUUCAAGUCUGGAAAAGAAGUGAAAAAGAAGAAGCACUUGUUCAGCCUGCGGGUGUGUUUCCCGCCCUCCCCCCCCCACAGCAACGAGCCAGCGAACGGACUGAUGGACAAGACUUCACAUGAGAUCGCCGUGAAGGGCUGCAAGCCCACCACCACCCUGUCAGGAAUGGGAAGUCUCGGUACUUUAACCAACGGCACCAAAACGAAGAAGACGAAGAAGAAGAGGAAGAGGAAGCAGGGAGCGUCCUUCCUGGAGACUCCAUCCCAACGCUUCAGUGAGCGCCUGAGCCAGGAAACCAGAGGCCCCCUCCCCCUGGAGCCCCACCCUUUGCAGCAGUUCCCCUCCGUCAGAAAAAGUCAGCUUUCAUCCCAAACCUUGGAAGUGGAGUCCAUUGGAGACCUCAGCGUGUCGGAAACUACCUCAACCAGCAUUUCCAGGCAGUCCAGCCUCUGCAGCUCCCUGAUGCACAGACCGGCCUAUGGCAUGCCUGCGUCUUCUCCUCCUCUAAAACGGAAACGUGGGCGGCCACGGCGAGCUCUGCAGCCUCCCCACCCGGAGAUCCCCCCUCCCGGCCCCGCAGACGCCAACCCCCCAGCCUCGGAGAGGCUCCAUCUUCCCGGGCUCCACUCCUCCAACAUAGUCCACGGACUGGAUCCCGACAGUCAGCUGUCCCACCUCAGGAGCUCCAUCAGCAGCUACUUUGGAGCAGCAGGACGGCUGGCUUGUGGGGAAAAGUACAAAGUGAUCGCCCGACGGGUCACCUUCGAUGGAAAGGUGCAGUAUUUGGUGGAGUGGGAAGGAGUCACCGCCUCCUAGUCCGUUCAUGAAGCUGGACUUGUUCACGGAACGGAAGGACGCCGCUGCUGAUGGCGUUCAGACGGCGUUCGUGGUCUCGUCUUUCUGAAAAGCCCACAGAUGAACGUUCCUCCUGUGAGGAACCGGAGCGCUUUCGGUGACCUGUCAGUCACAUGGAUGCUGGUCCGGACCAAAAGCAGUCUGCUGCCCGUUGAUCCGUUUCAGAGGGGAGUUUAGGUUUUGCACUCUUCCUCUCAUAAACGGAUGAAGCCCCCAAACUCAGAGAAAUCCUGUCCUCCCUCUCAGGUCUGUCAGCUUUUUUCCAGAGGGAACCUUGCAUGACCUCAGAGUUCUGCUGCAGAUGUUGUUUUAGACUCCUCUAUUAUGACUGACUUAUGCAUAUCAGCCUCUUUUUUUGGUUUUGGACCCCGUUCUUUGACUGUUUCUCAGCCUUCAGACAUUUCAUUUCCUCCCAGACGUUUUUCUACCAACUAUUUAGAUUGAAAUGGAAUAACGUCUGACUUUAAGGAACCAAAAUGUCAUUUUAUUUAGUCAAACCAAACCAUAGUCCCGUACCCUCUGGUCACAGUUUCUUCUGCACAUUUGACUCCGUGGUGGUGAGGUGUUUGCCAGCAGAAGGACUGAACAGCAGUAUUUUCGGGUGAUGCUGGGACAGGUGACGGACCGUCGGACCGCUCAGGUGUGCUCCUGUUCUCACAGGAAGUCGCAUUGAUCCAAUCGCUCAGGAUAAGUCCCGGUGAGACUGCAGGCUUUGCAGAAUGUUUUGGAAACGUAGUUUCGGGGCGGAGUUUAGCAUCCUUUUGUAAGUUUUGUAUAACCUUAGCGUUUAUAAGCUUUAUGAUUUGUCUUUUAAAGUAAGCUGACGUGUCAGAAAACCACUGGAAAGGUUCUGCUGGUGGUCACUUCUAAACUCAUUGAGUUAUUUUUUUAAAGGGAUGUUUUGUUGAUGAGCAGACGCUCUGGUUCUGACCCGUCAGUGCGCUGGUUCUGUUCCCGCUCGUCCUGCUUCUAUCAGGCUUUUGGAGCCAAAGAACACGAGACGUCUUUGCGGUUUUCUCCGUACAUUUUUAUGCCUUUUUUUUUUGGAAGAAGACGUCACGUGUGAAGCUGUUUUGUUGAAGGUGAAUAAAAGUGGAUAUUUUUAA
Molecule: messenger RNA, 3459 nt
Organism: Oryzias latipes (Japanese medaka)
Lineage: Eukaryota; Metazoa; Chordata; Actinopteri; Beloniformes; Adrianichthyidae
Gene: mtf2
Product: metal response element binding transcription factor 2
Biological process (GO): negative regulation of gene expression, epigenetic
Cellular component (GO): nucleus
Molecular function (GO): DNA binding; chromatin binding
Source: RefSeq, a predicted model, not a curated record